UUUAUUAGAUAUAUAUAAUUAAAAUGUCGUAUUCAAACAAGUAUACUUUCGCGGCUUUGCCGAGGACCCAGCGGGGAACGCCGUUAGUGUUGGGUGGUGAUCCAAAGGGGAAAAACUUCCUGUAUACUAACGGAAACUCAGUAAUAAUAAGGGAUAUAGAGAAUCCUGCGAUAUCGGACGUGUAUACAGAACACUCAUGUCAAGUUAAUGUCGCGAAGUAUUCGCCCAGCGGAUUUUAUAUCGCAUCUGGAGAUGUAUCAGGCAAGAUUCGUAUCUGGGACACAGUGAACAAGGAACAUAUCCUGAAGAACGAGUUCCAGCCCAUCGGUGGACCGAUCAAGGAUAUCGCAUGGAGUGCUGACAGCCAGCGUAUGGUGGUCGUGGGGGAAGGCAGAGAGAGAUUCGGUCAUGUGUUCAUGGCGGAAACUGGUACCUCUGUGGGGGAGAUAAGCGGUCAGUCGAAACCCAUCAAUUCGGUCGACUUCCGCCCUACCAGACCCUUCCGUAUCGUGACCGCCUCUGAGGACAAUACCCUUGCGGUCUUCGAGGGUCCCCCCUUCAAGUUCAAGUGCACGAAACAGGAACACACACGCUAUGCUCAAGCGAUCCGCUACAGCCCGAACGGUAGUCUGUUCGCAUCCGCUGGAUUCGAUGGAAAGAUUUUCCUGUUUGAUGGAGCUACGUCGGAGUUGAAGGGCGAGAUAGGCUCCCCGGCUCACAAGGGUGGUGUGUACGGUAUAUCCUGGUCUCCAGACGGCAAACAAUUGCUAUCUUGUUCCGGAGACAAAACAUGUGCGAUAUGGGACGUGGAGACCAUGCAACGGACUGUUACUUUCAAUAUGGGUACUGCGGUGGAGAAUCAACAAGUAUCAUGCCUCUGGCAAGGCAAACACCUGCUGUCUGUCUCGCUGUCGGGUGACAUUAACUACCUGGACGUGGAAAAUCCGGACAAGCCUCUCAGAAUACUAACAGGUCACAACAAGCCGAUCACCUGCCUGGCGCUGGAGGACCAGAGCCUGUUCACCGCCAGCCAUGAUGGAGCUGUUACUUUGUGGAACGUUCAGACAGGCGAAGGUCGCCACGUCCCCGGGCAGGGUCACGGGAACCAGGUGAACGGCAUGAGGGUCGGCCGGGGCGGCAGCCUGCUGACCUGCGGCAUCGACGACACCCUGAGGAAGGCUGUUCCUACGGCUGAAGGUGAAGUCCCGUCCUAUACAGACGAGGCAGUUACUCUAGGGUCUCAGCCUCGGGCCCUGGACCACUGGCCCGAUGAGGAUCUGACCGUCGUAGCCACCGUCAAGGAGUUGGUGGUGAUCGUGGGAGGCGGCAAGAAAUCCUCUCUACCCAUAGACUACGAGCCGAGCUGUGUCACCAUCGACUCCAAAAACAAUCACGUUGCCGUUGGUGGUGGGGACAGUAAAGUCCACAUAUACACUCUCCAAGGAACCUCCCUAUCUCCGUUCAAAGAAUUAACUCAUUUGGGACCUGUGACCGAUGCCCGUUACAGUCCAGACUCCACUCAUCUGGUAGCCUGCGAUGCUAACAGGAAACUUAUUCUUUACACCACUGAUGAGUACAAGCUGGCACAUAACAAGGAGUGGGGCUUCCAUUCAGCCCGAGUUAACUGCGUGGCCUGGAGUCCAGACGGAACCCGAGUGGCUUCGGGAUCACUCGAUACCACUGUGAUUGUGUGGAAUGUUCAAACCCCGGCUAAGCACACGCUUAUUAAGAACGCACACCCACAAAGCCAGAUCACCGGGCUAGCUUGGUUAGACAAUGUCACGUUGGCCACGGUGGGCCAGGACGCCAACACUCGUAUCUGGGACAUCCCUGCAUAAAUUUUUCCUUCGAUUGGGGCCCGUUUCACGAGGUGUGGACAAAUUAUCCUGCAAAUAAGUUACUAAAAGACUUUAACGGAGAUAGUAUAGGCCAUUGAGACUUCACCUCGAUAAACCUUUGUAAUCUA
Molecule: messenger RNA, 1966 nt
Organism: Melitaea cinxia (Glanville fritillary)
Lineage: Eukaryota; Metazoa; Arthropoda; Insecta; Lepidoptera; Nymphalidae
Gene: flr
Product: actin-interacting protein 1
Exons: 13
Coding region: 24-1838 (604 amino acids)
Biological process (GO): locomotion; sarcomere organization; actin filament depolymerization
Cellular component (GO): cortical actin cytoskeleton
Molecular function (GO): actin filament binding
Source: RefSeq, a predicted model, not a curated record